Stegodyphus dumicola is the source of this 615-nucleotide messenger RNA. RefSeq lists its product as uncharacterized. The record is from RefSeq and is a predicted model, not a curated record. Lineage: Eukaryota; Metazoa; Arthropoda; Arachnida; Araneae; Eresidae.
AUGAAUCCUUUAACUGUAAAACGCGGAGGACUGCGUUCUUCCUUUACCAAGACUGUUAAUGUUUUGAAAAGCGAAAUUGGUAAGGAUGAUUUUUCAGCAGGUAUAAUUAAAGAUAAAUUUGCAAAGUUGCAAAUGUUACAGAAAGAUAUUGAGGAACUUAACGAGCAGAUUUUGAAUUUUAUAAUUUCGACUGAUGUAACGCCUGAAAAAGUUACCGAUGAAAUGGAAAGCUGGGAUAUUUAUAAGGAUGAAUUUAUUACCAUUUCUCGCUUAGUUAGUGAGAAAUUAGGUGCCUUAGAACAGAUAAAUUUAGAAACUAGGUCGCAAGUUAGUGUUUCUAGUAAUUCACCUCGUAAUACUAGAUCGUUAAAGCUCCCGAAAAUAGAGCUUAAGAAGUUCGGUGGAGAAUUAUUGAACUGGCUUCCAUUUUGGUCACAGUUCGAAAAAAUACACGAGGACCCUGAUUUGCCCGAAAGUGACAAAUUUCAGUAUCUUGUGCAAAGCAUGAAACAAGAGACGCGAGCUAGAGACUUUAUUGACCCAAUGUCUGCGAAAAAUUAUUCAAAAGCUAUUAGUGCUCGCACAAAUAAGAGCUCUCGAAUCUUUAGAUAUUAA